This is a messenger RNA of Penaeus monodon (black tiger shrimp), 855 nucleotides long. RefSeq names its product solute carrier family 22 member 6-like. The record is from RefSeq and is a predicted model, not a curated record. The transcript has 5 exons. The coding region runs from base 1 to 855 and encodes 284 amino acids. Lineage: Eukaryota; Metazoa; Arthropoda; Malacostraca; Decapoda; Penaeidae.
AUGACCUAUGGAGAGCGAGCGCGGGCGAAAAUCCACCAGGGACUCGUGUAUUUACGUUUUCCUUCGUUGAGACGUAUUAUCUUGGCCACCACAGGUAUAUGGUACCUACAGGGCAUCCUCUACCUGGGUAUCAUCCUCAAUGCUAAUAAUUUCACAAGCAACGACCCUUAUAUCUACGUGGCCAUGUCCGGCACCAUGGACCUCAUGGCCAUCCUUCUAGCCACGCCCCUCAACAUGCGGAUGGGGCGUCGGUUUAUCGUGGGCGGCGCCCUGCUGGUGGCGGGCAUCCUCCUGCUGGUGGAUCUGGCGGUUCCCGACGAACUUUGGUGGGUACGAUGGCUCCUCGUGAUGACGUCAUUGCUCCUUAUUGCUGCCGCUUUCCAGGUGAACUUCAUGUACGUGCCGGAGCUGUACCCGACCGUGAUCAGGUCCAGGGGCUUCGCGCUGGCCAGCCUCGCCGGGAGUUUCGGCUUCCUGACGGCGCCCUUCAUCACGGACGUUCUGGUAUCAACCCUCUUUACAAAGAUCAAUCAAUUGGUUAUUAAAUCUCCCUUUGCACUUCCAUAUUCGGCCAUCCAUCCCUCGCGAAUGACCCGCCUUCCCUCCCUGACGCAGGCGCAGAAGGCGUGGUGGGCGGUCGGCGCCACUUUCGGCUCGGCGGGAAUCCUGGGGAGCCUGCUGGUGCCCCUCUUGCCCGAAACGAACAACAUGCCCCUCCCGGACACGCUGGAGGACGUCGAGAGGAGGCGGGAGGGCAUUACGGAGGCCAAGAGGGGCGAGGCGAGGAGUCAGGAUGAUGAGCAAGGGCGUGAGGUUGAGGAAAUGCCCGCCAUUGGUCCUGCUGAGAAGGCUUAA